AUGGCAACCGCCGCAGAUGCCAUUGUUUUGUCCUCAUCCCCGGACCCUCCUACGCGUACCCCUAAAUGUACUUUGAACGAUGCCGACAGGCUUUUGGAGACAUCGCCACUGGAUCAAACGCCACUGUCAGUACCGUCACUCGCAGAUGUCUUCCGCCCGCCUUCGCGAUCCCGAUUCUUCGCAGAUGCCAGUGUGGCCGACAAACCAGCCAGGAAAAAGCGUCAGCCGGCGAAAAAAUCCGAUACAACAGAUCCGGACGCUACCAAAGCCCCCGCCAAACCGAGACAAAGGGCGAAGAAGACUACGAAAGAGCAGGAGCCAAAGUCGGCUGCACUAGGAGACCUCGAGACGGGAGCUUUGGAUUCAAGGGAUAAUACGGCGAAGAAGGCGGCACCUUCGAAAAAAGCUGGCGCGCGGACAAGCAAAAAGGCCAAGGAAACAGGGAACAUGAAACUGACCGGCAAGGUUACCAAGGCGAGCAGUGAACCGCAGGCAAAGAAGGCGAGCAAAGCCAGCAAGGAAUCAGUCUCCCAACAAACACCAGCAGUCGGGGAUAUCGAUAUUGGACAAACCAUUUCUCUGGAAGGAAACGAGCAUUUGCAAUUGGAGGAGGCAAUGGCUAGGCGACGUGACUGGACUCCUCCAAGGGAAUCCGGCCCGAAGGAUGUCACCACGAUGGAUGAGGAAACCGAGAGUCGCGAAGCAGGCCGAUUUGGGAAAUUACUGUGUGAUUACAAUUAUUCUGGACUCGAUUCAGAUACCCGCGAUAUACCUUUGAAUAUAGAUGGUGGAGGACCUACAAAACGUAGGCGAAUCGAGCUGGUGGACCCAGGACUUCAAGCGUUGACUUCCAGCAAAGCAGACCAAAGUGAUUCAUCCUCUGGCGCAAAAUCCAAAAAGAAACCCAGAACCCAGAAACGAUUUACGACUUUGACAGCCCGGAUGACCGCCCAAUAUACCGUAAAUGAGACGCCAGAUGAUGAUUUGAUGGAUGAUGUCGUCCCAGAUAUUAGCAAAGCGAAAUCUCGACGGAAAACAAAAUCAACGAACGAAGAGCCCGCUUUUACGGUUCUUUCGCCUGAAGCUGCUGUAAAGGCGUUGGAUGCGCAGGAUCUGAUAUUUGGAACAUGCAGCCAGCUUGAAAGGGAAGAGUCACCACAGACGUUGAGAGAUAUUCAGCGAGCGAUUCGCGAAUCUGAAAGUCUCGCUUCACCGGCAAGUGGCUGGAGCUCGGGACGCCAGACACCCAUACGCUCGGGAACUCGCCUGAUGGGCACCAAGAAUCUCUGGGGAGUUGCGGCUCGCGAUAUAAAUGGGUCUCUCGUUCGAGCAGCUGAAUUAGACUCGGCCGAUCCGACCGAUGUUUCCCAGGCAUCCAAAGAAAAGCAGAGCAAGUCUACUAGUCUAUCCACAGCUUUUGAGGAUGAUGAUUGGUUUGACCUUGACUAUGGAAGACGUGCUCCAUCAAAAAGCAUGACAACCUUGCAGCAGAAAAUCUUCGAGCCUGUUGUCGAUACCAAACAACUUCCUGUUACGGAAGUGCCCGUAGCAGAGGUACCCGUUGCAAGAGCGGCCGCUACAACGGUGCCUGUUACAAACGUUUCCCUCCCAGCUGCACAAAACCUCAAAGUAGUGAAAACCAGUCAACAAGCUGAUAUACAACCACUUUCUAUGCCGCAUUACCCCGGCUUCACGGAUGCCGAGCUUUCGAAGCAGGUUGCCGUGUUUGGGUUCAAGUCAAUAAAGGGUCGCAAGAAGAUGAUUGAUCUGCUUCAAAAAUGCUGGGAAUCUAAGCAUGGUAUUUCGAGUAAAUCUACCGAAGCCUCAUCACAAGCUCAAACUGCUCCUUUACAAACGACUGUGCAAAGCGCCCAACCAAAACCAAAACCAAAGGCGAAAUCUAAGCUCCUCGCUUCCGCGAAAUCAGCGCCAAUCGACAAACCUGCACAAGCAAAGUCUCGUGCUUUGGCAAGCCCAAAGAAGACACCGCAAAAAGCAGCAGGCACCGAUACUCCCCGGUCUUCAUAUAUAGAUGUGGAUGAAAUUCAAGACUCCGAAGAAGAGUUAUUUCUAUCUCCCAUCCGAGUUCAGCAGCGACACACAGAGAUACCACCAGCAAACCCACCUCAAGAGCAUACUUUGGACAUUGUGACCAAGGAAGCGCCCCAAUCCCCAACGAAACGUAAAACGACGACCAAACCCUCACGUUCUAAAGCAACAACAUCAUCUGUCUCCAAACUCAAGUCCAACACAGCAGUCUCAUCUGCGCGAAACAGCUUGCCAGAUAUUUCUGCUCAAAUCACCAAAGCCGUGCGCUUACAGGCAUCUCUCUCGCCGCAUUCCUCUUCAACCGGCAGUCGAAGUUGUCCAACAUGGCACGAGAAGAUGCUCAUGUUCGACCCCAUUAUAUUAGAGGAUCUUACGACCUGGUUGAAUGUCGAAGGCCUCGGUCUUGUUGAAGAAGAUCGAGAGGUCAGCUCCUGGGAUGUGAGGAAGUGGUGUGAGAGUAAAGGGAUAUGUUGUUGUUGGAAGCAAAAUGCAAGUUGGUGA
Molecule: messenger RNA, 2550 nt
Organism: Penicillium pulvis
Lineage: Eukaryota; Fungi; Ascomycota; Eurotiomycetes; Eurotiales; Aspergillaceae
Gene: slx4
Product: protein slx4
Exons: 2
Coding region: 1-2550 (849 amino acids)
Biological process (GO): DNA repair; DNA replication
Cellular component (GO): Slx1-Slx4 complex; nucleus
Molecular function (GO): 5'-flap endonuclease activity
Source: RefSeq, a predicted model, not a curated record